Molecule: messenger RNA, 1567 nt
Organism: Pleuronectes platessa (European plaice)
Lineage: Eukaryota; Metazoa; Chordata; Actinopteri; Pleuronectiformes; Pleuronectidae
Gene: fam78ba
Product: family with sequence similarity 78 member Ba
Exons: 3
Coding region: 3-857 (284 amino acids)
Source: RefSeq, a predicted model, not a curated record
UGAUGUGCAUACUGGCCAGGUACCAUUUGCUCCCCUCUCUGGUUUUGCUCAUCCUGCUUGUCGCCUGCACCAUGGGCUGUAUUCAGAGCAUUGCAUGCAAGCCCCGCAUCAGGCGGGAGAACAUUGUGGUGUAUGAGGUGUCAGCCUCCAUAGACCAGUGUCCCACCAUCAUUGAGGAGAACUCCCCCAUUGUGCUCCGUUACAAGACGCCUUACUUCAGGGCCUCAGCGGGAGUUGUGAUGCCACCCGUGCCCCGCAAUGAAACCUGGGUGGUGGGCUGGAUCCAAGCCUGCACCCAGAUGGAGUUCUACAACACCUAUGGCGAUAUUGGGAUGUCCAGCUGGGAGUUACCUGAGCUGCGAGAGGGUCGAGUCAAGGCCAUCAGCGACUCAGAUGGCGUCAGCUACCCCUGGUACGGCAACACCACCGAGACGGUCACCCUCACCGGCCCCACGUCCAAACCGUCCCGUCUGACCGUAGGCAUGAACGACAACUUCUACCCGAGUGUGACCUGGGCAGUCCCCAUCAGCAACAGCAACACGCCCAUGCUGACCCACAUCACGAGGGACCAGAGUUUCAUCACCUGGCUGGUAGCCAUGAACUCCGUCACCAAGGAGCGUAUUGUGCUGCAGACGGUGCGGUGGCGGAUGCGAGUGGACAUAGCUGUAGAUCCAGACAUGCCUCUGGGCUCCCGGGCCUCACUGAUGGGUCGUUCCUUCCAGGAGCAGCCACACAUCCUCAACUACCAGGAGCCCAUCCCUCCCAACGCACUGGGGAGGCCCAACGCCAACGACGCCCAAGUGCUAAUGUGGAGGCCACGGAGAGGGGCUCCACUUGUAGUAAUACCGCCAAAAUAAGAGGGUCAUGAAGCUGCACAGACAAAAAAAAGUCGAAUUGUUCCCUUUUGCAGAAAAAUGAGGGUCGUGAAGUUUGAUUAAGUGUGUCAAAGAGGAGAGAACUGAUGGUUUCACUGCGCUCAAGAUGCCAGCGGAUCAUUGUACCUGAGGGAUUUUAGUGGAACAUUGAAGCAAGCUGGAGUGGAUAUUACUGUUUGGAUCUGACACAGAAUGGUGUCAUGGGGAAAAUGAGCCGGCAGUGAACUAGUAUCAGGGGCCUGGAGUUGCACUGAGGCUUGUUUGGCCCCUGGCAAGUUUUGGACUGCUUUGAGAAGACUGCUUUUAGACGUACCGCGGAGGUAUGAGUCCACAACCGGAACUGCAUCCUGCAUCCUUAUGUAGAUCUUAUUGCAUGAGAGAUUGAGAGACAAAAAAAACUGUCGUUGAGAAGUUUAAGAAUAGCAUUUGUUUUUUUUACAACUUGAUACGUGAAGACAUUUUGAUUGAAAAGUCAGCCAAAAAACCCUGCGGCUGGUUAAACCUUGUCAGCGCCAAUCCAGGCCUUCAGAACUCUCCAGAGUAACAGGAUGUAUUCAGAAAACUUAAGACACAAAAGUAUUAUAUUAUUAUAUAUGGAUCUUUUUAGGUUAAGAUUUCAGUCAUACAUCAAUCAGAUUGUAUUAAGAACAUCCAACCCAGGUGAUCAAAUGUGCUGUAGUUGUCACUGGAGU